GGGUUAAUUCCGUAAAUCAUUCAAGUGGCUAGGUUAGCAUACAACCAUAUCGUUCUCUCUCCUUCCUCUAUCAAAUUCAGAAAUUUCCGGCAGGAGCAGCGCCAGUAGCUGCACCGCCUAAGGUGAACCUUGUAUGUUAGGUUGAAGUUAUAGCAGGGAAAAUGAGCAAGAAGAACCCUCUGGUAUUUUUAGAUGUGUCUAUUGAUGGUGAUCCUGCUGAAAGAAUGGUCUUUGAGCUCUUCUGUGACAUUGCUCCAAAGACUGCAGAAAACUUCCGUGCCUUAUGUACUGGAGAGAAAGGGAUUAGUAAAAAGAGUGGAAAGCCUCUACACUACAAAGGAUCCUUUUUCCAUCGAAUAGUCAAGGGGUCAAUGGCGCAGGCUGGAGAUUUUUUAAGAAGAGACGGUAGUUUUGGAGAAAGCAUUUAUGGAGAGAGAUUUCCAGAAGAAUCUCCUAAGCACAAGCAUGAUAGACGAGGUCUGCUCUCAAUGGCAAUUGCUGAUCAGGAUGCACGAGGUUCUUUGUUUUCCAUAACCUUUGAAGCUGAUCAUCAUCUUGACAGGAAGUAUGUAGCCUUCGGGAAACUUGUUGAAGGUGAUGAUAUUCUCCUGAAGAUUGAAAAUGAAGGUGAUGAAGAAGGUAGACCUGCAGUUACAGUAAAGAUCGUUAAUAGUGGUGAAUUGCUUGAGGAUAAAAAGAAGGGCAACAGAUUGAAAGUGGGGAAAGAUGCUCUAUCUGAGGGCAAUAGUCAGGAGAUACGUCGUAAAAAGCACAAGAAGUCUUCAAGAGACAAAAGGAGAAAGAGGAGAAGAUAUUCUAGUUCUGAAUCAGAUAGUACCUCAGACAGUGAAUCUGAUUCAUCAGACUCUGACAGUGAUUCCGACACAUCUUCUCUUUCGGAAAGUGAUUCCAGUACUUCAAGUGAUGGAAAAUAUAAAAAGAGAAAGAGAUCUUCAAAGCGCCGUAAGUACAGACAUGGAAAAAGGAAGGAUAAACAUGAUAAGAAGAAGCGGCAUGCAAAGAGAUCAAAGCGUAAAUCUAAAAGGGCAUCAAGGUCUGAGUCAGAAAGCAGUAGUUCAGAGGACAAAGUUGUUGUGGCUCAAAAAAGUGAUGGCAGAGAACCCCCAUUUUCCGAGGGAGUUGCUUCUGCUGAGAAUCACAAGACAUUAGAAGAUGCUGAGAUGACAGUGAGAGAAGAAACUGAAUAUCCCAAGGAAAAUGGAGAUCGACAGAGCAACGGCGUUGAACUUGUUACUAAGCCGGACAGAAGUGCAGAUAAGCCUGACAUAGUGGAUGAUCACCCUGGAAAAUCUAGGAGCAGAAGCUUCAGCCCUAAAAGGAGUGUGAGCAAGAGUAUGAGUAUUAGCCCAAAAAGGAGUUUGAGCCCAAAGAGUGUUAGUAGGAGCAUAAGCAGAAGUCCAGUUAGAAGAAGCCCUAGCCCAGUAAGAGCACGAUCAAAUUCAAGAAGCAUUAGCCGUAGCCCACUUAAAGCAAGAUCUAGAAGCAUUAGCCGUAGCCCACUUAAAGCAAGAUCCAGAAGCAUUAGCCGCAGUCCAACUGUAUCCCCACCAGUUAGAGCAAGAUCUAGAAGCCUGAGCCGAACUCCUCCACUGAGGAAAUCUUCAAGAUCAAGAAAGCCUGUCAGCAGAAGCCCGGUUAGGUCUUCCAGAAGAAGCAUUAGUAGAAGCCCCGUUAGAGCACCAUCUAAUUCUAGGAGAAGAAGAAGCCCAAGUAGAAGUCCAAUAAGAGUACAUUCGAGGUAUAAACGUCGCAGUUAUUCUAGGAGUCCCGUUAUAAGUCCAGGACGCAAAGAUAAGUCUCCUAUUUCACCUGAUCGAAGAAGGAGCUCUUCAAGAAGCCGUUCACCUGAUGGCUCAGCUAAGCGCAUUAGGAGAGGAAGAGGUUUUAGUGAUCGAUUUUCUUAUGCACGUAGAUACAGGACCCCCUCUCCUGGCCGCCAUCGUUUUGGGAGGAAUGAUCGAGACGGAUAUUCAAGUUACAGGAGACAUAGGAGCCCUCCCAGAGGAAGAACUCCCCCAAGAUACAACCGAAGCAGCGGUCGGAACAACAGGUCGAGGAGUCCUUUAUCAAGAAGCCCAAUUCGAUACCGUAACAGACGUUACAGUCGUAGUCCUACUCCUGCCCGUAAAAGUCGCUCUCCCAUUGAAGCUUCCAGAAACCGAGAUUCUUCCCCCGCAAUUCCCAACAGGCGAAGGUCAUCACCACCCAGUCGUCGUAGCAGCAGAAGCCCAUCAACAACAUCAAAGUCGUCUGUCAGCAAAUCAAGGUCGAGGUCAAAGUCGAAGUCUUCUCGGUCUGAAAGCAGCCCUCCUCCAAGUAAGAAAGGACUUGUCUCGUACGAUGAGGAAGGGUCACCUGAUUCUGGCCGGAGGUAAGGCGGGGAAGUUGUGUGGUGCAGUGGCGGCAACCAUUCUUUUAUGUGCCGUGUUUUUGUUUGUUUAGCAAAUGUACUCUUUUAACUAUGGAUAGACGGUGUUACUUUUUUAUUGUCGGAUCUGAAAAAUGUUGCUUUUCUUGUAAUGGGGGAAGAUUCUUAUCUUGUUUUGUUUCUCAGAGAUUGUGUUAGCUGAAUUUAUUCUACUAAAGAAGAGGUCUGAUUUUCAACUAGA
Messenger RNA from Impatiens glandulifera, 2630 nucleotides. Its product is annotated as peptidyl-prolyl cis-trans isomerase CYP95. The transcript has 14 exons. Gene Ontology annotation, biological process: protein peptidyl-prolyl isomerization. Gene Ontology annotation, molecular function: peptidyl-prolyl cis-trans isomerase activity. The record is from RefSeq and is a predicted model, not a curated record. The coding region runs from base 162 to 2396 and encodes 744 amino acids. Lineage: Eukaryota; Viridiplantae; Streptophyta; Magnoliopsida; Ericales; Balsaminaceae.